Procambarus clarkii (red swamp crayfish) is the source of this 1062-nucleotide messenger RNA. The record is from RefSeq and is a predicted model, not a curated record. Lineage: Eukaryota; Metazoa; Arthropoda; Malacostraca; Decapoda; Cambaridae.
AAGCAGCAGUGUUUUAACAAUUUCUCGACCAGAUCAGCUAAACUGAGAAUUGAGUGAAAACAUUCUGAUAGAGAGUUCUAAUAUCAUAAACAUCUAGAAACAUUAAAAGCUGUGUAUACCAGAUCCGGUUUGUGAACAUUUAUGUACUCGUCUAAUUGUGGUGCGGAGGAGGAUGGACUUUAGCUCUUUGGUCACGCCUCCCAGCCUUCAGUGGUCUUGGAUACAGGUUUCCAAGCUUUUCGAGUUCUGGCACACCUACAUUUCAACCUGUAUGUCUGUGAUGAAUUAUCAACAUCUCGCCCUCGUCUUGACCCUGGGUGUCCUCCUGAGCACGGAGGUGGCUGGACACUAUGGCUUCUACGGUCACCAAGGCCAGUACCGACCAUUCGGUCACUUUGGAGGAGGAGGCAGAUUCCAAGGAGGUCGUGGCUUUCCUGGGAAUACCUUCGGAGGCGGAAGAAUCCCAGGUGGUGGUGGUGGUGGUACCACAGUUAACAGGCCCGUAGGAGGGACCUGUCCCCCAGUGCGACCUUCCUGCACAGCCUCCAGGUCCCAGCCGGCUACGUGUACGUCGGACAGACAGUGUUCAGGGGGCUUCAAGUGCUGCUUCGACGCCUGUGUCCAGACCGAAGUGUGUAAAGCCCCCGUCUAGCGGUCCACCGGGAGCCAUCACCGGGAGCCAUCACCGGGAGCCAUCACCGGGAGCCAUCACCGGGAGCCACCACCGGCAGGUCGUACCAAGAGCGCUGUUCUCUCGUCCUAAACAACUUGUCUCCCGUAAUGAUCACAGAAUAUCUCUUAACUCUUCAUCAGUAAAAUAUCAGUAUUAUAAACCAUUUAAAAACAUAUGUGAAAGUUCCGUUAUUUGAAUAUGGUUAAAUAGCAUUCUGUUAUCUGAACAUAUCAACAUAAGCUAGAAUUUAGAAUCGUUGCAAUCUGCAAUAUACAUCCAAUAAGCAAUAUAAUAAAUGAUUACUACGAAAUUUGUACCAGAGGAGGAGCUGUUGUAUUUUGUUCAUGUACAUCGAUGACCUUGGUAUUAUAAAUAAACAUUUUUGCUUC